AUGCAUAAACCCAUUGCUCCUACUAAAUCUUAAUCGCCUUAUAAUUCUGGCAAAAAAAACCCAGAUUAUGUAAAUCCAACAUUCAUAAGUCAAACUGUAUUUCAAGAUAACAUUUAAUAAAAUAAGCCCUAAUAACAAGGACAUACAAAAUAAAAUAGUAAUUAUUACACUUAUUAUAAUUAAUCUUAAAAGUUAUAAAAUGAAAAGACUUAAGGAACAAUUGAAAAAUAAAGAUAUGGUAAUAUUUUGAAGGUUGAAGAAAAAAGGUUUGAAAUUAAUGAAAGAAACUAUUUCUUUGAUAGGAAAAAGUAAUUAUCUCAACAUGAAUUAACUCCUGAUUAUUCCCUAAAUCGUAUUAAAAGAAAUAGUUAAAUUGAAUUAAAUAUGUCUUGGAACAAUGGAGUUUAGGAUCAUUAAAUAAAAUAAGAUAUUAAAAAAGAUGAAAAGCGAUAGCUUUACACAGAAAUAGAAUAGACAGAACAUUUAGAUUCAUCUAUCAAAAAUAUCAAUUAAUCUGUUAAAGAUUUUAAAACUUAAAGCUACUUAAGAGGAUUAUAAUUACAAAAUAGACAUAAUUAAUAUUUAAAAGAAAUAGAAAAGACAAAAUAGUUAGAAGAAGAAAUUAUAAGAUCUUAAGAGUUGAAAAUCUAAGAUUUAAGAAGAUAACAAGAAUAUCUAAGUAUAGCUAAAUCAAAAUUUACUAAAUGA
Molecule: messenger RNA, 708 nt
Organism: Paramecium sonneborni
Lineage: Eukaryota; Ciliophora; Oligohymenophorea; Peniculida; Parameciidae
Source: the annotation of a GenBank genome assembly